UCUCACGCCGUAAUUGGACGAAAACGUGCGUUUGUUUUCAUGAUCUCAUCCAUAUCAAAGCGUUAAAAUGGUGCGUAAACUAAAAUUUCACGAGCAGAAAUUGCUCAAGAAAGUAGAUUUUAUAUCGUGGAAAGUGGAUAAUAACUUGAACGAGGUGAAAGUGAUGAAAAAAUACUAUGUUCAGAAACGAGAAGAUUACACAAAGUAUAAUAAGCUUUCUCGUGAAAUCCGUGAGUUAGCGAACAAAAUCAAAGACCUGGACGCAACGGCGGAGUUUCGCACGGAGGCGAGCGCGCAGUUACUGGAGAAACUGUACCAGAUGGGGCUCAUCCCGACACGCUGGGACUUGGCGCUGGCCAUCAACGUGUCCGCGAGCUCCUUCUGCCGGCGGCGGCUGCCUGUCGUCAUGUGUAGAAGUAAAAUGUCAGAGAACCUGAAAGAGGCCACAAAGCUGAUUGAGCAGGGGCAUGUGCGUGUAGGCCCUGAGGUGGUGAAGGACCCCGCGUUCCUGGUUAACCGGUCACUGGAGGACUUUGUCACGUGGGUCGACGGCUCCGCUAUCAAGCGGCAUGUUAUGGAGUAUAAUGAGAUGCGGGACGACUUUGAUCUUCUUUGAGGGUACUACAAGCGAGGACAAGAUAUACUUAGGCUAUAAUUAAUUAUUACCAAUUUAGCUUUUAGAUACUGUAGGGAACAUUAUAUAGAUAUGAUGAUAAGAUUUUAUGUAAUGUGUGAAUGUGUGUGAAAAGGUUUAGGUCAUAUUACCUUCAUAGUAAGAUCACGAAAAAACUAUUUAAUAAUUCAGUAGAAACUCCUAAAUCCAUAAAAGUAUAACUUUCGGGAAAUACUCAUUAUAGGAUAGGUAUCCUUCAAAGUUAUGAUUCAAUGUUUUACCUCUAGCCUCCCGCAGUCCUAACACUAGUACAAAUACAAAUUAACUCCAAUUAAAUUAGAUCAUCGUUAUUAAAUGAACCAGAGUUGUUAUUGAUUUGCAACUAAACCAAAUAAUCAAUUCUAUUUUCUAAUACCAUUUAUUCCAAUUUUUCUGGUAUGGUGGGCGCUAGAGGCUAAAAUAACUCCAUACACUAAGAGAAUUUUUUUGUUAUUAAUGACCUAUGACCUGAAUGAAGAAAGUAAAUA
Messenger RNA from Cydia splendana, 1140 nucleotides. RefSeq names its product U3 small nucleolar ribonucleoprotein protein IMP3. The record is from RefSeq and is a predicted model, not a curated record. Gene Ontology annotation, molecular function: structural constituent of ribosome; rRNA binding; snoRNA binding. Lineage: Eukaryota; Metazoa; Arthropoda; Insecta; Lepidoptera; Tortricidae. Gene Ontology annotation, biological process: ribosomal small subunit biogenesis; rRNA processing. The transcript is spliced from 4 exons. Gene Ontology annotation, cellular component: Mpp10 complex; small-subunit processome; small ribosomal subunit. The coding region runs from base 68 to 616 and encodes 182 amino acids.